Gastrolobium bilobum is the source of this 1674-nucleotide messenger RNA. RefSeq lists its product as uncharacterized. The transcript is spliced from 2 exons. NCBI's taxonomy places the organism in Eukaryota, Viridiplantae, Streptophyta, Magnoliopsida, Fabales, Fabaceae. The coding region runs from base 1 to 1674 and encodes 557 amino acids. The record is from RefSeq and is a predicted model, not a curated record.
AUGGCGGAUAACACAAGAAUAAGGGAUUUAGCACAGCGAUUGGAUGCUUUGGAACAACAAAACCAUCGAUUAGAUCUACUAGAACAACAGCUGUGUUUUGCAGAACUGCUUACUUUUCCACGAUUUAAUUCUAGUGAUCCAACUUCAUGGUUUUUUUCGGUGGAUAGAUAUUGCCAAUAUUAUAGAAUCAGUGAAAAGGAACGUUUAUUAAUUGUUGCAUUCCAUCUAGAUGACCCUGCAGCUUGCUGGUUUAGGGGACUGAGUGAUGAAGGGUUACUACCCACUUGGGCUGCAUUUGUCAUAGUGCUACACAGGCGCUUUGGGCCAUCUGAAUUCGAUGAGCCCAUAGGUACCCUUGCUAAACUUCAGCAGCAAGGUUCUGUGGCUGAGUAUCAAUCUGCAUUUGAGGCUGCGGCCAGCAAGGUCCCUGGCCUCUCUGCCACUAUGAAAUGUGGCCUGUUUAUUUCAAGACUUAAAUCUCGCAUUCACCGUUUGGUUUUACCUCAAAGGCCAGGUGAUUGGCAUGAAGCGUUGGCUCUAGCUAAAGUUUUUGAAGACCAGCUUAGUGAUGAAAAAUCCAUACGCCCUUGGACGGCUAAACCACCUUUUUCUCCAUCCCAUAAUUCCCAAUUUCUUUCAUCGUCCCAUACAAAACCCUUUCAACCUUUAGCCCUCCCAAACCCCAACUCCACAAAACCCAUCCCAGCUAUCACCAUUCGCCGUUUAAGUCAAGCAGAGAUGCAAGUGAAAAGAGAUAAGGGUCUAUGUUUCAAUUGUGAUGAGAAAUUUGUUUAUGGCCACAAAUGCAAGGCACGCGCUUCAUUAUUGUAUUUAGAAGGGCUUGAGGAGGAUGAACCCCCUGAUACUGGUGAUCCAGUUCCUGAAACAAACGCACACAUAGAAGAGAUUGAGGAGGUUCCCGAAAUCAGUUUUAAUGCUUUAUCUGGCACUUAUUCCUCAAAGUCAUUCAGGUUAUUGGGCACUGUGAUGGGCCAGUCGGUCCAAAUCCUAAUUGACGGUGGUAGCACACAUAAUUUUAUCACUCCUAGAGUAGCUACUCACUUACACCUUACAUUGCUAUCUAUUCCACCAUUUAAUGUGCAGGUGGGGAACGGUGACUCACUUACUUGUUCAGCCAUGUGUCAAUCGGUUCCUUUAGACAUUCAAGGUCGCCGAUUCUCAGUGGACUUAUUUGUCUUGGAAUUACAAGGGGCUGAUAUGGUAUUUGGUGUCCAAUGGCUAUCAACUUUGGGACCUAUUGUGACUGAUUACCAAAAGCUGACAAUGGGCUUUGUAUUUCAAGGGGUACACGUCGUUCUUCAAGGAGAGCAAUGGAUUGCAGUAAGCUUUAUUACUUCCUCUCAAUUGCAUAAAUUAGUGGCUCAGAAGUCUCUGGAGUCUUGUAUUAUGUGCUUGUCUGCUGUGGCUGCACCACCAACUUUUGCCUCACCGAAACAGAAUGACCGUGAGCAGAACCCUGAAGUCCAGACCUUAUUGGACCAAUACAGAGACGUCUUUGCCGCACCCAAUUCCCUACCUCCAGAUAGGCCCAAUAACCAUCGCAUACCAUUAAUUCCUGAUGCCAAACCUGUCCAGGUUCGUCCAUAUAGAUACCCGCAUUUCCAAAAGAUUGAGAUAGAGAAACUGGUUGUGAAAUGUUACAAAAUGGGGUAA